Oncorhynchus gorbuscha (pink salmon) is the source of this 2015-nucleotide messenger RNA. RefSeq names its product ABC transporter G family member 23-like. The transcript has 11 exons. Lineage: Eukaryota; Metazoa; Chordata; Actinopteri; Salmoniformes; Salmonidae. Gene Ontology annotation, molecular function: ATP binding; ATP hydrolysis activity. The record is from RefSeq and is a predicted model, not a curated record. The coding region runs from base 723 to 2003 and encodes 426 amino acids.
AGCCAGGCACCAACACGCAUCACAGGUCAUGCAUGCAUAACGCUUUCGCUGCCGAAUUCAUGGUCAAUUGUAGAAUAACUGCGCUAGUUGUGCGAACCGACAGAGUCCGACAUGCUCCGUUUUGGACGUGCUGUGAAGCGGAAGUUGGCCGGCUCUCUGUAAGGUAGUUUUUGUCUACAAGAUGACUGGAGAGCGAAAGCCUGUUCUAUAUUCUGUAUCGGAUUGUGAUGAUAGCAGACAGGCUAAAUUAGCUUUGGAUAAAUGCACUGCUGAUUCACGAAAGAGCGAACCGGCACCAGUUGGAAUGUUAUUGCGCCUAUAAAUGAAUUUGCUGUUACAGUUACAACAGAAUAUAUGACUGCUCCGUUUAUUACGAUGGAGUCCCGCGGCCAUAUAUAGGCUACCUAAACUGAAGAAAAUCAUAGGAAGGUGUCGUGGUAGGAGUGUCGUGGUUUGUUUUUCUAGUUUAUAAUUUGUCUCGCUAAUUCUCUUGUUAAUGUAAUUUAGUAGUAGAAUAACAGGUGCAUGUAUUCCAGGGAGAGACUUCUCCCUUCUCGAAACCCAACCUGCUCUACCACGUUGCAAUAUAACCUACCUACACCGUUGGCCAGGCAGACACACACAGACUACAGUACAGGUGGCUACAUUGUUGCUCUUCAUCCCCAGUAGGCUACUAAACGUCUCCUUGGGGAGAAGGACUAUUUCAGUUGGCGGAGGGAAGGAUGAAGGCAGACGAGGAAGCUCCUCCCCCCUCCCCGGGGCUGGGGGGUUCGGCGAUCCGGUGUCGGGAAGUGUGUCGGUCGUACGGUGAACUCAAAGUCCUGAGUAACCUCAACUUGACCGUACCACAGGGACAGAUCUACGGCCUGCUGGGUCCGAGUGGGUGUGGGAAGACCACACUGUUGAAAUGCAUUGUGGGAACCCUGAAGAUCUCCCGAGGGCACAUCAGCGUGUUGGGGAAGCCGCCCGCAUUUCCUGGUCACCAGGUCCCUGGGAGGAUGGUGGGGUACAUGCCACAGGACCUGGCGUUGUACAAUGAGUUUACCAUCAGUGACACCCUGACGUUCUUCGGAAGGAUCCACGGCCUGUCAUCUACGGACACCCAGGCACGCAUGGACUUCCUGGUGGACUUCCUGGACCUACCUCAGAAGAGCAAACUAGUCCGAAAUCUCAGCGGAGGGCAGAAAAGGAGGGUGUCUCUAGGAGCAGCCUUACUUCAAAACCCCCAGUUAUUGAUUCUGGAUGAACCCACAGUCGGGGUGGACCCUGUGCUGAGAGCCAAGAUCUGGCAGCAUCUAGUAGAGAUUGUGAAAACUGGAAAAGUAUCAGUCGUCAUCACCACACACUACAUAGAGGAGGCCAGGCAAGCCAACGUGGUGGGUCUGAUGAGGAAUGGCCGACUGUUGGCCGAGGGACAUCCAGAAACCAUGAUGAAACAGCACAAUGCACCGACCCUGGAGAAAGCCUUCCUGCAGCUGUGUGAGACCUCAGACCAGGUGGACUCCAAACACAGCACCUCCCCUCUGGGCGGGGUCCUAGAGAGCAGCCAAUCAUUCGAGAGCGGCCGGGACGAGAGUCUACCAAUCCUGGGAGCCGGAUCGGGACCAGUAGAAGAGCUGCCCAAAUACUCAGCGGACUGGAAGGUACGAGUCAGGCAUGUGAUGCCAAAGUGGAGGAACAUCGCAGCUCUGAUUAUCAAGACCACGGUGCGGAUGAAGAGAAUGCCAGGGUCCCUGUGUUUCCAGUUCCUGCUGCCAGUCAUCCAGAUCUCUCUGAUGUGUCUGUGUAUCGGAGGAGACCCCAAAGAAAUACAGGUGGCUGUGGUCAACAAUGAGACCUCCUCCAGCUCCUAUAGCCAAUCCCUGCUCUCCUUCCUGGACAACUCCAGCGUGCAACAGGUGAACCUGUCCCAUGCUGAGGCUUUUGCAGGGGCCUAUAACGGAGAGUACUGGGCCGUCAUCGGGUUUGGAAAGAAUUUUACCAGCUACCUGACCAAGAGGUGAGACCUACCUCUG